Molecule: messenger RNA, 3911 nt
Organism: Solea solea (common sole)
Lineage: Eukaryota; Metazoa; Chordata; Actinopteri; Pleuronectiformes; Soleidae
Product: protocadherin-10-like
Exons: 4
Coding region: 493-3459 (988 amino acids)
Biological process (GO): homophilic cell-cell adhesion
Cellular component (GO): plasma membrane
Molecular function (GO): calcium ion binding
Source: RefSeq, a predicted model, not a curated record
AAUAAACAUUAGAACGUGAAUAUGCCAGGUUAUAACCUGAGGCAGGUUCAUGUUACAAGAAACUACAAUAAAAUACAAUCAUAACACAACAGUUCAAUAAAGAGGAAAUCCUAAUCCAUUUUGAAUUACUAGUGCGUGAGGAAGUAAUUCUGCAUGAGUUACUGCGGGUCAUUGGUUUAAGGAGAUGAAACACUGGUGUAGAAAUAAACUGAAUCAGUGAUGUUUGACCUGCUGUUAUGUGACAUGAAUCUGAUCGGGUUUGUAGAAAGGUAAUCUGAGCAGAUGUUGUUAGGGCCAAUAACACAUACGCGCGCGCACACACGCACACACACACACACACACUAAUCACAGAUCCAGGGCUCAUAGCCAGAGCGCAUCUCUCCCUCUCUCCUCUCUUUUCUCUCAGAUAGUCUCUGUUCCAGUGAAGUUGUUUUUUUUCCAGGCUCCAUUUUGCGCAGUUCUGCUUUAACCAUUAGACCCUUCAGCCUACAAAUGUACACGCGUGGAGCAGGUAAAAGACAGUGUGGAAACUGUCGCGUGGUGUACUGGUUUGUGUUGUUUUCUUGCUUCUUGGAUGCGGCGCGUGCACAGAUUCGCUACUCAAUCCCAGAGGAGCUGGAACAUGGAGCUUUUGUUGGCAACAUCGCGGAGGACUUGGGCUUGGAUUUGGACAAACUCUCUGCGCGCAGAUUCCGGAUAGUCUCCGGUACCAGUAAGCAAUACGUGGAGGUGAAUUUAGAAAAUGGAGUGUUGUUUGUCAAUGAAAUCAUCGACAGAGAAGAACUGUGUGAGCAGAGUUUGUCCUGUUCUUUUCACUUACAAGUGGUGAUAGAAAAUCCACUGGAGCUUUACAGAGUGGAGGUGGACAUUCUGGAUGUUAAUGACAACUGUCCAAAUUUCCCGUGGACAGAAUUUAAUCUGGACAUAUCGGAAUCCGCUGCGCCUGGAUCUCGAUUCCCACUCGAGAGCGCACAGGACUUGGAUGUCGGGUCCAACUCGUUGCGCACCUAUUUACUGAGUGUAAAUGAGCAUUUCAUUUUGGACAUUCAGACGCGCAGUGAUGGGAGCAAAUUUGCGGAACUGGUCCUCCAAAGCCCGCUGGACAGAGAGCAGCAGAGCACACAUCAGAUGAUUCUGACAGCGGUGGAUGGAGGCGCGUCGGAGAGAUCCGGCACUGCGCAAAUCGAUAUUACCGUCUUGGACGCAAACGAUAACGCACCCGUGUUUGAUCAGUCCUUUUACAGAGUGAGACUGGCUGAAAACGCACCCAAGGGCACAGUUGUCAUCAAACUCAACGCGACCGAUUUAGACGAGGGUCCCAAUGCUGAUAUUACUUACUCUUUCAGUGGCCACGCGCCCAUCAAAGUGCGCCAGCUCUUCAGCGUGGACUCACGCACGGGAGAAAUCAAAGUCAAAGGGGUGAUUGAUUAUGAAAAGGCCAGGAUGCAUGAGAUUUAUGUGCAGGCUAAAGAUAAAGGGCCAUCCGCUGUUGCAGUGCACUGCAAAGUGCUCGUGAACGUCUUGGAUCAAAAUGACAACCUCCCUGAGGUGAUCUUGACCUCAGUGUCCACACCUGUGCAGGAGGACGCGCCCCCGGGAACCGUGAUAGCCGUGAUCAGCGUGAUGGACAAGGACUCCGGUGAAAACGGCAAUGUGGACUGUGAGAUCCCGCACCAGAUUCCAUUCCAGCUCCACUCCUCCUUUAAAAACUACUACACUCUUGUGACUUGUGAUUUUCUGGACAGAGAGACAGUGGCAGAGUAUAACAUCACAGUCACCGCCCGCGAUAUGGGCUCUCCACCUCUCUUCACCAGGAAAACCAUUCUAGUCCAGGUGUCUGAUGUGAACGAUAACGCGCCUCACUUCAAACAGCCUUCAUACACUGUGUAUUUGGCUGAGAAUAACGCGCCAGGCGCAUCCAUUUGCUCCGUGACGGCGCUGGAUCCAGAUAUUGGCCAAAACGCAUACAUCUCAUAUUCAAUACUGGAAUAUGGGGAUAUUCUGGGGAUGCCAGUGUCCACAUAUGUGUCCGUGAACUCGGACAGCGGGAACAUUUACGCGCUGCGAUCCUUUGACCAUGAGCAAAUCAAACACGUUCAAAUCACAGUUCUGGCGCAAGACGCAGGGUUUCCUCCACUGAGCAGCAACAUGUCUGUGAAUAUCUGUGUUUUGGACCAAAACGACAACGCACCCGUGAUAGUGGCAAACACUCAGCAAAAGGACACGGGAGUAGCGCCAGUGCCCAGGUCUGCUGACCCCGGGUACCUUGUCACCAAAAUCAGAGCAGUGGACGCAGACGCGGGUCAAAACGCGCACAUUUUCUACCAAAUGCUCCAAGCGACAGAGCCGAGCUUGUUCAGCAUCGCUUUGUAUACAGGCGAAGUCAGGACGAUGCGGCCGCUGACGGACAAAGACGCCGCGAGGCACGGACUAGUCAUUCUGGUGAAGGACAAUGGUCAGCCAGCGCUGUCUACCACGGUUUCCAUCACUCUGUCAGUAGUUGACAGCCUGCCAGAUUCAACGCCAGAUUUGGAUGAGCUGUCACUGAGCCCCGCACAUCACAGCUCCAACUUCAGCCUCUACUUAAUCGUGUCUCUGAGCGCAAUCUCCUUCACAUUUCUGGUGGCUAUCAUUGUCCUGGUGUCAGUGCGGAGGGUGAAGGACAGAGCGUCCAACAGGGAGUCCAGCGUGCCCUCCCUCUGCUGCUGCUGCUGCUGCUGCUCUGCCUCCCAAACCUCCUCCUCCACUACAGAGGUUUUCAAAAAGACGAACCUAAAUGCGCGGAUGUCCACAGGCGCGUCUGGCUGCGCGGAGACGAACAGCAACGGCGCGCUGCCGCAGGUUUAUUGCUAUAAAAUGUGUCUCACGCCGGAAUCGUCCAAGAGUGACUUCAUGUUCCUGAAGCCGUGCAGUCCGGUCAUGUCAGUGCGGCAGAAUAUCGCCAAGAGCACAGACUAUCUGACCUCUGGUUGGAGCGCAGUGGACCGCAAUGAGCUGAGCAACAACAGAGCAGCAACACCAAGCCAGCUUAAGUAUUCAAACAAGGACUGGACAUGGACCAAGAACCAAUACAACUCAGCAUACAAGAGGAAUAGUUCAGCAAAUAUGGAGGGCGCUGUUUCUCAUCAACAAAUAUACCAUGCUGAUGGUUUUUCCUGCCCAGUGGCACCACAGUACUUGACCUGGGGGAACCACAUGAAAGACUGCAAGAUUUCUCUUGAGGAGGAAACAGCCUCUAACUGCUCGUGGACUCCUAAGUUGACGCAGCCUCAUUGUGACGCACCCGACUACCAGCACAAUGUCUACAUUCCCGGCACCACGUCUGGCUCCAGCACACUGAAGCUGACACCCACUGGAGAACUGGAUGUGUAUAAUACCUUCUCUACCUUUGGGAAGAAAAAGAAAGUCAUCUCAAACUAUCAGCUGCCUUUUGAUAAAGCCGAUGGUCUCUUUAAAUGAUGCACGUAAUAACUCCAACUGUGUAUCCUCUCUGUCAAUGUGAAGGCUAACACACUGCAAUGUUAUUCUCCCAUUCCCAUGCAUUGAAUACCACUCGUAACAGAUAUACUAUUUUUAUAAAAAAGUGAAAUAUUAUAUUAUUGUAUAAUGUUAUAGCGUAUUAUAUGAUAACAUAUUAAAGCUGGGUAGCAAUAAAGGCUAAAUGGGAUAGUUACAAUUUUCUUCAGUGGUUGUAUGAAUAACUUACCCUGAAUAAGUGCAGUGUUUGCUUUGCAUGUCCCCAUGUGUGCUGAGUUCUCCAUCUGAAAAAGCACUUUGUCAAGCAAUACUAUCAGAUUACUAUGGGAGCACGAGUGUCUAUACAGCAGCAGUGCAUGGGUAGGCGGGGACAAGAAGUGUUAUCCUGGCAAACUGCUGAAACCUUUGGGGCACUUUGAGUGUUAUAAUCAGUC